GUUCGUUUGGAUUCCCAGAAGCCAUCGAUGGUUAACGAAGAAAGGUGUACACAAAUCAAAGCAAGCGUGGGAAGCGAUUUUCAAGGCCUUUUUUGUUGUGCGUUGUUGUGCUCUGAUAACAAGCCGGCAUUUCGAUACGCAAUAUGCUAAGUUCCGGAACGUGAUGAUGGAAGACCCGACUAGUAGCACGCAGAGCGACGAUUCGGCUGAAACGAACCGCGAAGAUAGCGAUUCCACACACUGCUGUGCGUGUCGUCAGGAUAUGCAAACGGUCGACGCGCUGCGAGAACAUUUGCUGAAGAUUCAUUUACCGGAAAGCCGUGAUAACCCGGCCAAACCUUACCAGUGCGACCGAUGUUUCCGGCGUUAUUUCAACAAGUACACCCUGAAGCGGCACAAGCAGCUCGCCGUCAUACUGCUGACGCCACGGCCUGCCGAGGAACCGCUGUCCAGUGAGGACUUUUUUCGGUGUUGUGGUUGCAGGCAGGAUUUCUCAUCGGCCGAGGAUCUCGAACGGCAUUCGAAGGAUACACAUCUUAAGAACCACCAGCAGCCAGCGGAUGAACUGCAGCGACCGUUCCAGUGUGAGGUGUGUUUUAAGCGCUUUGUCUCGCAGCCCUCGCUAAGGCGCCAUCGGAAGGAUCGUUUCUCCAAUCGUCGCACCUACCAGGAUCGCAAAGUAUCGGCUACACGGUGCUGUGGCUGCGGUGAACAGUUCGACAGCUUGCAGCAGCUUCAAACGCACUCGCAAUCCGUACAUGAACCGGAUCGAAUGGUGCUUGGUAACGGCGAGGUGUCGGUGAGGUGCACCAUCGAGUGCAACAUCUGCUACAACCGAUUCUCAAGCCAUGCCGUCUACCGGCGGCACAGGUUGCUACUUGACGCGGAGCAAUUGCGCCAUUGCCCGGAGUGUGCUAAACCAUUCCGCCAACUGCGGCUCUUAAGGGCCCAUGUUCGUAGAUUUCAUCCCGCCCUCCGAAGCCAGCAAUCAUCAGAAGUGUCGAAUGGCCACCAGUUGCCGCCAAGUGAGGGCAACUAUCUCUGCACCGUUUGCGGAAAAUCCUUUCUCACGAAGAGUACGCUCGAUAACCACGAGAAGGUACACGAUCCACACCACGAAGAGUUCCGAUGCGCGGUUUGCAAGAAGCAGUUCUCGAGCAAAGGCAACCUGCACAACCAUACGGUGCGGUUCCAUUCCGGUACGACAGCCGAUAACCGACGACAACAACCGUGUGUAUGUGCCGUCUGUGGAAAGUCCUUUAAAACGCCCAACUAUCUGGAGACCCAUGCUCGUCGACAUACCGGUGAAAAGCCUUUCCAGUGCAAGGACUGCGGUAAACGGUUUGCGCAUUCGUCUGCUCACCAGAGACACCGCCAGGUACAUGAUACGGCACGGCCUACAUUUGGCUGUGAACGAUGCGGCAAAACAUUUACCUCUCAGUCCGGUCUGAUGAUUCACGAGAAAAGUCAUUCCACCGAUGCGGCCACCGUGUGCGUGGUUUGUGAUGUUUGCGGUAAAACGUUCCUGGAUGUGCGGUACAUGAGAAAGCACCGUAAGCUGCAACAUGGAGAAAGGGAAAAGGGCAAGGAUAAUUCUCGGAUCCAAACAACCAACCAACAAACAGUUGUUCCUCCGACAAACUCGAUUCCGGUAUCCAGCAUCCAAGAGUGCUGAGAAGGAUUAUUUAAAUCGAAUCGGCGGACUCGAGAUUUCUCACCUUAGCUCGAGUUUACACUCACGGUUGGUCUCACUAGACGCGCUCAUCUCAUGCCCCCCUUUUCUCAUCAGCGUGCUGGUGGUAUUGGUAGCUGCAGGCGAAUCGUGGUGGAGAACUUGUUCAAGAGCACCGUUGAUGUCUUUUCCCGCUGCUCUUCUGGUAUUAUCUUCACCCGGGGAAGACGACGACGACGACGACGACGACACUUAUCAUACGCGAUUGGCGGUGGUUGCUGUUGUAAUGGGAGCAGCAGGCACCUGGCAGCUUGGCAAGAAGAAGAGUAUGAAAGCGGGAAGCUAUGCACUAAUCACAUAACGGUGUCUCUUCACGUCGUGCCGAUAACCGGCAACCUUGAUUCACAUCGUGUCUCGAGAGCGCGUAGCAGUGGACAAGGGGUUAUGAAAUUCCGUUCCGAAGUCUUCCUCCAAACCGGCUCCAGCUCGGCAAUGAGGAUGACACGUGCCAUGACGAUGCAUACGAGAAAAGAUCGCUGCCGAUCGUUGGUGACAUCUUUAUUGCGCGGGAAGCACGUCCCUACCGCAGCCAUGCGCAACUAUCGAUGCAAAUGCUUAAUUGAGUACCGCAAAUUGGUCGCACGAUCGUUCCGCAUGAACCCCACCACAGACCCACAUCAUUGCGCAGCAUCUUCUCACAAUGCAAAUUAGCGCCUGCACGCAACCGCGAUUCCACCACACCUCCGCGCGAGUAGUAGGAGGUCGUGACGGUGCCUUUCGGUGAAUAAUUCGGUAAC
Molecule: messenger RNA, 2469 nt
Organism: Anopheles darlingi
Lineage: Eukaryota; Metazoa; Arthropoda; Insecta; Diptera; Culicidae
Product: zinc finger protein OZF-like
Exons: 1
Coding region: 164-1675 (503 amino acids)
Source: RefSeq, a predicted model, not a curated record